Molecule: messenger RNA, 1686 nt
Organism: Gastrolobium bilobum
Lineage: Eukaryota; Viridiplantae; Streptophyta; Magnoliopsida; Fabales; Fabaceae
Product: cyclin-dependent kinase D-1-like
Exons: 9
Coding region: 1-1200 (399 amino acids)
Biological process (GO): positive regulation of transcription by RNA polymerase II; protein phosphorylation
Cellular component (GO): cytoplasm; transcription factor TFIIK complex; transcription factor TFIIH holo complex
Molecular function (GO): ATP binding; cyclin-dependent protein serine/threonine kinase activity; RNA polymerase II CTD heptapeptide repeat kinase activity
Source: RefSeq, a predicted model, not a curated record
AUGGCAGACCUGAAUCUAUCCAAAAAUGUAGCCAAUAGAUAUCUAAAGCAAGAAGUCCUUGGUGAAGGUACCUAUGGAGUUGUUUACAGAGCCAUUGAUACCCACACAGGACAUACGGUUGCCAUUAAGAAAAUUCGACUUGGCAAGCAGAAAGAAGGAGUAAAUUUCACGGCUCUUAGAGAAAUUAAGUUGCUUAAAGAGCUCAAAGAUCCAAACAUUAUUGAGUUAAUUGAUGCAUUUCCACGUAAAGGGAAUUUGCAUCUUGUGUUUGAAUUCAUGGAGACAGACCUUGAAGCUGUCAUAAGAGACCGAAAUAUUUUUCUCUCCCCGGCUGAUACAAAAUCUUACCUUCAAAUGAUGCUGAGAGGUCUUGCUUUUUGUCACAAGAAAUGGGUUAUGCAUAGGGAUUUGAAGCCAAAUAAUUUGUUGAUAGGACCUAAUGGACAGCUGAAACUUGCAGAUUUUGGUUUAGCACGGAUUUUUGGAAGCCCGGAUAGAAGGUUAACUCAUCAGGUCUUCGCUCGAUGGUAUAGAGCUCCUGAACUAUUGUAUGGUACCAAGCAAUAUGGUUCAGGGGUUGAUGUUUGGGCAGCAGCUUGUCUAUUUGCUGAACUUCUUCUUCGUCGACCCUUUUUGCAGGGUUCAAGUGAUAUACAUCAAUUAGGAAAGAUUUUUGCAGCAUUUGGGACUCCAACACCUUCUCAGUGGCCUGAUAUGGUAUACCUACCUGAUUAUGUCGAAUACCGAUAUGUUCCUGCUCCCCCUUUGAGUUCUUUAUUUCCAAUGGCAAGUGAUGAUGCUUUAGACCUGUUGUCAAAGAUGUUUACAUAUGAUCCAAAAGCUAGAAUUUCAGUGCAGCAGGCACUAGAGCACAGGUACUUUUCUUCUGCACCUCUGCCUACUGAUCCAGACAAGCUCCCUAGACCUGCCGCCAAGAGGGAAUCUAGGGCUUCUGAUUUCAAUUUACAGGAGGGUCCUACUGUAUUAUCACCUCCAAGAAAGUCAAGAAGAGUGAUGCCAGGAUUGCAAGCAGAUAAGGUUGAUGGCAAUUUUGGUGAUUUCAGACAGACGGUUGGUGAUGAUACAGGCAAGAAUGAAUCAGCUCCGAUGUCUGUAUUUGGCUUAAAAUCUCCUACAAGACCUACAAUUAACAGUGCUGACAGAUCACGUUUAAAAAGAAAAUUAGUUCUAGAAUUCUAACAGCCAGAGUGAAUAUUCUAUGAUCCAAGCUUUAUCACAAGCCUUUGGGGAGUAAAAUGCAUUUGACGAAAUGCAGUGAAUCCUGGAAGGCUUGUUUAUUCUUCUCUAGGUGUGCCUAGGGAAGAGAAAGGAUUUGAAUCUUAUUGAAGCUACAUAAGUAACUUGUGCCACAAGAAAGCGGAUUGGUAAAGCUUCAAGAGGUGCCCAGAUUCCCGGUGAGUCCUCACUAGGCAGAGACGCGACCCGUGGUUGAGGCGUUGGGGACGGAUCAGUUUUUGAGUAGCUGUAGGCUGCUAACUUUUUGGAGUGCAUUUAUAUUAUUUCGUAUGUUCGCAUUUGAUAGAUCAUGAUGUUAGAUCAUUUACUUUGUAUAUGGCAUGUAUAUGUCUUGUACAUGUUCUUCAGUUUGAUGCACGUACAUUUUUGUAUUCAGGCAUGUUGAUAUGACUAUGUAGUAUUUAGUUAUGUUUAUGUAUUGGAUUGCAU